UGACGGCUCUACACCUGUAGGCGGCAGCAAUGCACUGAACCGGGACGAGUCUGCCGGAAAGAAGAAGAAGAAGAAGCAGCAGCAGCAGGAGUAAAAGAAGAAGAAGAAGAAGACACCGGCGCGUCUUCAGAGUCUCUGACAUGAGCAGCUCUGCUCAGAGGAAGAGGAGGAUCACAGAAAGUCCUCUGGUUUCCAGACCCAGAACCAAGACCAGCAGAGGGGCUAACACUAGGAGGUCCGCUAACGCUAACAGAGCAGCAAACAGGACCGCUAACGCUAGCAGGACGUCUGAUGGUGACCCUGCCCCCCCCGCAGAGACCAUCGCCGUGAUGGACAACACUGUGGACAGUGUAGAGGAGGUGGUGGAUCUGACCUGUGAGGGAUCAGAAGCUGCUGUGGUUGAUCUGACAAACAACGACUCCGUUCUGCUGGUGGACGAAGGUCCUCAGAACGAGAGAGUCCCCACAGGGGAGAGUUACGUCGUCAGUAGUGAUGAAGACGAAGACACGCCUCCUGUCCUCAACGCUGCAAUUAUGUCCUCUGUACAGACCAACAGCUCCUCCAGGUCGACUCCGGUGACGAUCAGCUGUCCCGUCUGUCUGGACUCUUACUCUGAGAUCGUGGAGAGCGGCCGAUUGGUUGUUUCCACUAUAUGUGGUCACGUGUUCUGCAGUCAGUGUCUGAGAGACGCUCUGAAAUCCUCACACACCUGUCCGACCUGCAGGAAGAGACUGACCCACCGCCAGUACCACCCGCUGUACAUCUGACAUCACUCUGACAUCAUCACACACCUGUGGUACUUUUGGAUGUUAUACUUUCGGUGACAUCAUCAGUGACAUCAUCAGUGACAUCACCAGUGACAUCGUCAGAUCAGAUGCUUUUUUCUGCUGUUUUUUUGUAUCAGAAACAAAAAACUUGAGCUGCGUUUGAAGUAAAGAGCGAUUACAAUUGAUUGAUGAUAUUGUAUAAUUGAUAUAUUGAAUAUAUUUGAUAUUCUACGUUUAUUCUUCAGUUGUUUUUAUUUUCUGUGAAAGAUAAAAUGUGUUAAAGUAGAAAUAAACUCUAUUAAAUUCUGUGAGUUUGUUGUAUUCAGAUGUUGUCUGUCUGUCUGUCUGUCUGUCUGUCUGUCUGUCUGUCUGUCUGUCCGGCUGUCUCCUGAUCAGAGAGCUGAUUGGCUCUUAGUUUUGACAACAAACACCACGUUUUGUAGAAAAUUCUUAUUUUCUGUGUAAAUGUAAGAUUUGACGCUAGAUUGUUGGCUAAUGGACUCACGUUGUGGAUGAUGUGGCUGAUGAUAAUAAUAAUUAUUAUUAUUAUCAUAAUAAA
This is a messenger RNA of Anoplopoma fimbria (sablefish), 1326 nucleotides long. RefSeq names its product ring finger protein 4 (gene rnf4). The record is from RefSeq and is a predicted model, not a curated record. NCBI's taxonomy places the organism in Eukaryota, Metazoa, Chordata, Actinopteri, Perciformes, Anoplopomatidae. Gene Ontology annotation, biological process: positive regulation of transcription by RNA polymerase II. Bases 141 to 767 code for a protein of 208 amino acids. Gene Ontology annotation, molecular function: zinc ion binding; transcription factor binding. The transcript has 8 exons.